CCCAAAACGGGUGGCCUAUCCUGCACUGCAUCACAAAACCUCAUCUAGAGCAUCGAGCUGAGAGGUAAGGAAGAGAAGAAAACAAUGGCGGGGAAAGACGACGACGUGAAGGUGCUCGGCGUGGUGGUGAGCCCGUUCGCGAUCCGCGUGCGCAUCGCGCUCAACAUCAAGGGCGUGAGCUACGAGUACGUCGAGGAGGACAUCUUCAACAAGAGCGAGCUCCUCCUCACCUCCAACCCGGUGCACAAGAAGGUCCCCGUGCUCAUCCACGGCGGCAAGCCCAUCUCCGAGUCGCUCGUCAUCGUGCAGUACGUCGACGAGGUCUGGGCCGCGGCGCCAUCCGUCCUCCCCGCCGACCCCUACGACCGCGCCGUCGCCCGCUUCUGGGCCGCCUACGUCGACAACAACAUGUUCCCUGGAAUGGCUGGCGUUCUUUUCGCGGCGACGGAGGAGGAGAGGGCGGCGAAGGCCGAGGAGACGCUGGCGGCGUUGGCGCAGCUGGAGAAGGCGUUCGCGGAGUGCGCGGGCGGGAAGGCGUUCUUCGGCGGCGACUCCAUCGGGUACGUCGACCUCGCGCUCGGGAGCAACCUGCACUGGUUCGAGGCGCUCCGCAGGUUGUUCGGCGUGGCGCUGCUGGACGCCGGCAAGACCCCGCUCCUGGCGGCGUGGGCGAAGCGGUUCGUGGAGGCCGAGGCGGCCAAGGGGGUGGUGCCGGACGCUGGUGUGGCGGUGGAGCUCGGCAAGAAGCUGCAGGCUCGUGCAGCAGCGGCUUCCACCGCUGCCUGAGUGGCUUGGAAUAAUUAUUCGUUUCGGAUGGAUCAAAUCGAUGGGUUCAUGUGAAGAUAAAACCGUGCGUUAUAUUAGAGUGCCAUUUGAAGUCUUGUUUAGUUCAUUUGUGGGGCUAUUAUGUAAAGUCUAAGCAUGCGUGCGUGUGUAUAUAUAUGUAUGCUCUCUGAUUCAUCGAUCAUUUGCAGAUAUACAGUGCUAUUGUUGUGUUAUUUGA
Molecule: messenger RNA, 1003 nt
Organism: Oryza sativa Japonica Group (Japanese rice)
Lineage: Eukaryota; Viridiplantae; Streptophyta; Magnoliopsida; Poales; Poaceae
Product: probable glutathione S-transferase GSTU6
Biological process (GO): glutathione metabolic process
Cellular component (GO): cytoplasm
Molecular function (GO): glutathione transferase activity
Source: RefSeq, a predicted model, not a curated record